Molecule: messenger RNA, 651 nt
Organism: Cannabis sativa
Lineage: Eukaryota; Viridiplantae; Streptophyta; Magnoliopsida; Rosales; Cannabaceae
Exons: 4
Coding region: 138-548 (136 amino acids)
Source: RefSeq, a predicted model, not a curated record
UUUAACUUUUUUUUACCUCUCUCUCCUACUUUUAAAGAGGUUUUUUAAUAUUAUUAUUAUUAUUUUAAUUAUUUUAAUUUUAAUUACUAUUACAGUUUAAUAAACGUGUCACAAAAGAGAUAUUUUUUUAACCCUAGAUGGAGGGUUUCAAAUCACAUUAUAUUAUUUGGUUGUUGUUUUUUGUGAUAAGUUUCGCCCUUGUAUGCUUUGCUCGAAAUAUACCUGGAAACGAUGAAAUUUAUUAUAAUAAGUUGGUGACUAAUGAUUAUGAGCCGCCCGGUCCUAAUCGACCAAUGCCACCUUAUGGGGAGUAUAAUUAUUACAGUGGCCAAAGGACCAGACUUCCACACCACACCACUUUCCCAUCCAGAAAUGAUGAAACUUAUUAUAAGUUAGUGAUCAAUGAUUAUGAGCCGCCCGGUCCAAAUCGACCAAUGCCACCUUACGAGGAAUACAAUUAUAACAGUGGCCAAAGGACCAGUCUUUCAUCAUCCAGGAAUUAUGAAGAACCCCAUCCUAAGUUAUCGAACGAUGGAUCACAUGCAUGAUCAGAUCAGCUACAAUAAUCACUUAUAUUAUAUAUAAUAUAAAAUAUAUUAUUAGAGCUAAUAAUAAGACCACAUUAAUGUAUGUUUCAUGUGUUUAUAAAUA